UCAUUACCAGCCUAAUGUGGAGGACCUCCGACAGAAAUUUUUACCUCUUUUUACAAAAUACUCUGUUUAUACAGUGUAAUUAAUGCACAGUGAGUGACAACACCCUUGUGACUACCUCAAGUUCCUCUACGGUCGUGUUAGACGUUGUUGGUCUUGGAACACCAACUCUGAAGAAGGGCCAGAUGGAGGAGGUUGUGUUUUGCCAAAUGUGUUCACAGUUGUACCAGAAGGGCGCCCGUGACCCACUGCUCCUGCCCUGCGGCCACGACUUCUGCCGAGGCUGCGUCACCGCCAGCACCCAGCGCGACAACAUACGAUGCCCAACUUGCAAGAAACGCCACAAGUUAUUUCAUACGGAAGAUAUGCCAGUUGUCCAUAAAGUUCUGAAGUUAUCGUUGGACUUCAAACAGAAGCUGUAUGGUGUCUGCAGCGAGCAUGGGGAUCAACUGAAGUCAUCCUGGUGUUCGGAAUGCAAUGUUGCUGUAUGUCCAUCAUGCGCCAACAUCCAGCUUCAUAAUGGCCAUGAAAUCCAGUUGACGGAGGAUUAUAUAAAGCAUAAGAAAGCUGAACUGAGCCAAAACAUUACCGAGACUGAUAACAAGUUAAAGAUAACUAGAUACCUAAACGGCAGAAUUUUAGAUUACAUCGCUCAGUAUGAGCACCAACAGUACAUUAUUUCCAUUGAGAAAAUACAGCAGCUUAAAAAAGCUAUUGCAAAAGCCUAUCGUAUUGAUUGCCUAACUAAUUUUGAAAUAGAGUUAAACAAUAUGAAAGAUCUACUCCAUACAGAAGUUGAACUCAAUCAAUUCAUACACUUCCGUAACGAAGCAUCUGAAAAGGUAAAGGAAUCAGAAAAAGACAUGUUUGAUGCAUUAAAAAGCCAGCAACACAAUAACGUGCAAGAUGGAAUAAAACUAGUCGACAUUCCAAAGGCUAAACUGGUCUUUGAAGAUAACAGACUCCUGGUAUACUCAUUCAUCCCAACAUUUGAUAGCUUCAAUGAGAUGACAACUGAGGUGUUCCUGGAGCUGAGUGUUAGUCGCCGAUGUCUGGGUCGUGUCUAUAUCAAGCUGUGCAAUGACAAGGAUAUGGCAGAGUUGUUCCUGUCUAAGUGCCUCGGCACUCUAAGUGCAUCCUUUCCUUGGACCUCCUUAAGUAUGUUAAGUAAUUCCAGCAAAAGCAUCCAAUGCCUUGCCUUUUCACAUCAAAUUAAGCGAAGCGUGCCUGAUUGGUACAAAGCCUCAAGCGAAGGACAGGAUAUGGGCACAGACACAGAAUCUAAAAUUGAAGGCACAGUGGCGGUACUUGAAACAGAAUCUAAAGUAUACCAAUUCUGUAUACUCAUUAAAUGUGCAAGCAAGGUUCGCAGAGAGUCCUUCGGCAGGGUGUCCUCAGGGUUGAAGGUGGUCCUGGAUGCCAUUCGCCAAGACCCCAAGUCCCUGAUCACCAUCACUAACUGUGGUCUCGUUGUUGACGACUUCAGUGCCCAAGGCCUCUAACCUGUUUAUGGCCUGUUUAUGAUAACCAAGGCCUGUUUAUGAUAACCUGUAUCAUAAACCUCCCUCCGUCACCUCUCAGUGACCUCGUGAUCCCUGAUAACUGUUAAGAAUCAGUAAGCCUUGAUACUGACAUUUAUCGUGAUAAACAUUAACAUUACUUAUUUCACUCAAUCAGUUAUGUGGAGGUCGAUAUUACAUCCUAUUGUUUUCCUGAGUAUUUUGUUUUGUUGACUGUAGUAUGCUGGCAUGUGCCUGUAGGGUAUAUUUCUUUGGUGAUUAUGUGGGUUUAUUCAUGUGAGUAGUCAGUUUUCAUCUCGUGGGGGGAAUACCCAUAUAAGAACAUAUUUACACCAGCACUGACGCACAGGAGACAUCUCCCGUCACGCAGGGUGCAGUCGCACCUCCACAGAUCUCCAGUAUCAUCUAUUAAUACUGGUAAUGGCUCAAAAGGGGCACCACUUACGGGCUAUUCAUGCCCGUGCCACCUCUUGGGUGGCUUAAUCUUCAUCAAUCAAUCAAUCAGCACUGAUGCAUUCAUUGUACCCAGGUUAGCAUCAUGAUUCACCCCUGUUAUUAUAUUUUGAUUAUUGUAUGUAAAUUUUUGUAUUUACACCUUAUUAGAGAUAAAUGUAUUUAAUAUUGUUUGUAAGUAUUACUCCCAGCUAACAGAGUAUCUGAGAGUAUACAUGUGGGUCUUUGUUUGGUAACUUGUAGAUGCUACACCGGGUCGGCGUAU
Molecule: messenger RNA, 2235 nt
Organism: Procambarus clarkii (red swamp crayfish)
Lineage: Eukaryota; Metazoa; Arthropoda; Malacostraca; Decapoda; Cambaridae
Product: nuclear factor 7, ovary
Molecular function (GO): zinc ion binding
Source: RefSeq, a predicted model, not a curated record